This is a messenger RNA of Austrofundulus limnaeus, 4564 nucleotides long. RefSeq names its product spermatid perinuclear RNA binding protein (gene strbp). Gene Ontology annotation, molecular function: double-stranded RNA binding; single-stranded RNA binding. Bases 822 to 3029 code for a protein of 735 amino acids. The transcript is spliced from 19 exons. Lineage: Eukaryota; Metazoa; Chordata; Actinopteri; Cyprinodontiformes; Rivulidae. The record is from RefSeq and is a predicted model, not a curated record. Gene Ontology annotation, cellular component: precatalytic spliceosome.
GAUAAAGAAUGGGACAUUUCAUGUUUAGGCAAACAUGAAAAGUCAAAGUUAAAUACAACUGGCCCUUUGAGGGCCUCCAUAACACUCAUGUGGCCCUUUAGGAAAUAAGUUUAACACCCCUGACUCAUUCUCCAUUCACUGACCCUAACAUUGAAAUGGUAGUAGCUGAGAGUCAUUAAACACUCACCAAAAUGGCUUGUCAUUUUUCACCAUUAGAUGAAAUCAGUUUAAAACGCUGAAAGUUGGCGGYCAACACGCUUUCCUCCUUUGCACAGACCUUUAAUUCUUGCAGUUGAUUCCGAUCCUGAGAGGACAUCCCAGCUCUUCUCAGUACAGGUGCAGCGCGAGAGAGCCUCUUUCGGCGCGUGCAGCUCCGCCUAUCGSGAUCGCAAAGCCGUGGUCACGUGACACCCCCCUCCCCACCAACACCGCCACCCCUCCAGGCGGACAGAAGGCAGGCUCGGAGUGAGAGCGGCGGCAUCCCUGGAAGCUCUCACCGAGCGGGACGUGAUGUCGGCGGGCUGAGCUGAACCGGAGCACCGUUCAGGUAAACUUAAUAUAAUCCUGCCCGUCUGGAAACAGUGACUCUAGACUGACGGACAGACUAAUUGACACAAAAAGUGGGUGGAAAAGAGAACAGGAAAAAGAAAACAACAUUUGUGGAGCGGCCUGAGUCAGAGCAGAGCACAUGAGGAGCAGAAACAGGCCGUCAUCAACAUCCUGACGAGUAACCUUUCUUGUGCACCCCACCACGCGCCCGCCAACUCCAGAAGUGGGCGUCAAGCAGGAAGGAAACAAGUGACCCCCUUCCUCCUGCAGGCAUGAGGUCCUUUCGUUCCUUCAGCAACGAUGACCGCCACGUCAUGGCGAAGCACUCCACCAUCUACCCCUCCUCGCAGGAGCUGGAGGCCGUGCAGACGCUGGUAUCCACGGUUGAGUGCGCUCUCAAACACGUCUCUGAUUGGCUGGAUCAGACCAGCGGUACUGCCCACAACAACUUCGACAGCCAAGCAGCAGACAGACCAGAGGAGGAUGGCCCUGGUGAUGAGCCAAGUGAAGGAGCGGAAGAAUCCGGCGGCUGCUACAGGGAUGCCAGCAUCGGUGGUGUGCUUUGUGGAGUGAUACGGGUUGGACUUGUGGCCAAAGGACUCCUGAUCAAAGGUGACAUGGACCUGGAGCUGGUGCUGAUGUGCAGAGACAAACCCACACAGACACUGCUGGACACWGUCUGUUGCAAUUUACCCGCACAGAUCCAGAAGCAGACGGAGGAGAAAUACGAGGUCACAAGCUCCUUGCCAGAAGCAGCCAUCCUGGUACAAACRACAGCAGAGCCCAAACUCACACUGAAGAUUACCCUCACCUCGCCAGAAAUGAGAGAAGACGAAGAUCAAGAAGAGGAGGAUGAGGAGGAAGAAGAGCAGCUGGAGACUGGGGAGGAAACGGAAGAGGUAGAGGAGGAGYCGAUGGGGGAAGAAGAGCAGGAGCAGGGGAAAGAAAAUGGUCAAGUGUUGGGUGCUGCUGCGCAGAGAGUGGAGGCUGAGGAGGAGGGGGAGGUGCUGGAUAGACACAGAUGUCUGUUGGCCCUGGCAGCGCUGCGACACGCCAAAUGGUUUCAGGCUCGGGUGAACGGACUGAAGUCCUGUGUCAUCGUUCUCAGGAUACUUAGAGACAUGUGCAAUAGACACCCCGUUUGGGAGCCUCUCAAGGGAUGGCCAUUAGAACUCAUAUGUGAGAAGGCCAUUGCUACCUGUAACAGACCCCUCGGGGCAGGAGAAGCCCUCCGUCGAGUCAUGGAGUGUUUGGCCUCAGGCAUUCUUCUCCCAGGUGGUCCAGGUUUACAUGACCCCUGUGAGAAAGAGCCUACAGAUACUCUGGCCAACAUGACCGACCAGCAGGCUGAGGCUAUCACCUAUGCAGCACAGCAUGCUCUCAGACUCAUGGCAUUUGGGCAGAUCUACAAGGUGUUAGAGAUGGAGCCUCUUCCCUCAAAUAAACCGUCGCAGAAAUACCCGUGGUCGGAUAAAGAAGGUUUAGGCCUGAAGAGGCCGUACGAGGAUGGGAUGAUGGAUGACAAAGACCUCAUUAAAAAAAUGAAGAGAAAUCUUAGAAAAGUCCUCGACAGUAAAGCCAUAGACUCCAACCAGCCAAUGAACGCCCUGAUGCGUCUGAACCAGAUCCGACCAGGGCUGCAGUAUCGCCUGCUCUCCCAGUCUGGGCCAGUACACGCUCCAGUCUUCACCAUGUCUGUGGACCUGGAUGGAACUGUUUAUGAAGCAUCUGGAUCCUCCAAGAAGACAGCCAAGCUCCACGUUGCUGUCAAAGUUCUCCAGGCGAUGGGAUACCCGACAGGUUUCGACUCAGAUCUGGACCCCAUGAGCUCAGAUGAGAAGUCGGACAGCGAGGGGAAAAGCGAGACGUCUUCACACUCUAGCAAUAACCCAACUCAUUCCUCAGAUGGUUCAAACACGCUGGAGGUGCGAACUCAGGGCCCCAUACUGACGGCGAGUGGGAAGAAUCCUGUCAUGGAGCUGAACGAGAAGCGACGAGGCCUCAAGUACGAGCUCAUCUCCGAGAGCGGAGGCAGCCACGACAAACGCUUUGUCAUGGAGGUGGAGGUCGAUGGGCAGAAGUUUCGUGGGGCAGGCCCCAACAAAAAGGUAGCAAAGGCCAGCGCCGCUCUAGCAGCUCUGGAAAAACUCUUCUCUGGUCCCAACGCAGCUGCAAUCAAGAAGAAAAAGAUCCUGCCUCAGACUAAAAGUGCUCUGGCUGCAGCGGCAGCAGCCUCAGCGGUAGCAGCACAGGUAGCAAGAGGAAGAGGACGAGCAGCACUCGCAAGAGGAACCUUCGUCAGCGCCGCUGCACCUGGAUACGUCACACCAGGCUUCAGUACACCGUACGGCUACAGCCCUGCUGCAGCAGCUGCUCCUGCAUACGGUGGUCUGUUCAUUGACAAUCCUUUUUACCAGCCGCGCACCAUCGCUCCUUUUAUCAUCCAUCUGGGUCCGCAGGAUCUCUUCACCGACUUCUAAAGGCAGGAAGCUGUUGGGCCACACUCGUCACUCUUUACCUGUCUCCACACACACACACACACACACACACACAAACACACACGUACCUGCCCGCCUGUUUGCGUGUCUGUCAGCGAGCGGGAGGGGCGUCGCCUUUUCCGCCUCGGCUGAUGGGUUCGCUCACAGCUUGUCUUCGAUUAGGGGCCGCUGCAGAAACUCUCUCCUACCUGCUGACCGAGAGCCACCGAACUUUUUCUGCUUUUCUCUCCUCUCCGACCUGAUUUUUUUCCUCCUCGGAGGGGGAGGAGGGGGGGGGCACAUUUUACACGAAGCAAUACUUGGAUUUUCUGAGAAACGUUCAGCUGGGACUGCGCGAGGAGUGAGCUGAACGUCGGUCUGUUCUUAUAGCAAUACACCUGAACUCGUCUCUCUGAGCUCACCUGCUGAAUGUCGGACGGAGGUUUACUCAACACUGCGUCACAACAGCUGAUUCUGAUUGUAUAUCCAUUGUACAUGUGUGUAUGUGUGGCUAUAACAUGACUAUAUACACAUAUAAGUAUGGUGUAUUUCUAUAACAAUGUGUUGACAGUAAUAUAUAAUGUAUUUAUGUACAUACUCUAAAGUAUAACUAUUGUUAUAAAAUAUUUUAGAACUAUAAAGUGAAAUGUAACUGUAUUAUCACAGCAUAGCUUUCUUCCAGUUUUAUAUACACUGAGCAAUUGAGGCUAGUUCUAGAAGAUGCAAUAUUAUCUUUGGUAUUAACCUGUGCUUGUAGAAUAUUAAUGCUUCCUACUUUCCAUCCUUCCUUCCUCGUUUCCUCUGUCUUUGAUGUGUAUCUGAGCCUUUCUGAGCACGCUGUCUGCUGCCUGAGGUUUGUUUGCACCGACCGGGACCAGAAGCUGCUAAACGCACCCAUGACCUAAUCACACACACUACCUGUCAGAAAGCACAUCUUUUUUUCUAUACUCUCACUGCAGGCAGGGAAAACUGUCGUUGUUACGUGUGUGUGUGUGUGUGUGUUUGUGUGUGUGAGGUAUGCGUUUGGUGUGAUGGAUGUGCUCCUCCCUCUGCCAUUAUUGGACACACACAACGAUCGACACACAACAAUCCUGAGCUCCGUCUCACUCACAUUUAUGGGGUCUGAAAGCACUCUCGCUCUCCGGUCUGUGACUGUUCUCCUGCGGCAGGGGCGGAGCCAGAGGGGUGGCACCUGAUUGGCCACCCUAAGUGCCACCCCCCCCAGGAAUCGAGAAGCAUGUGCAGAUCUUGGAUUUUGCAUUUGCAUUUAAAUUUUGUUAAAUUUUGUCUGAUKCUACUGUACUGUAUACUUUUUCAGCUGUGUAUGUUUAAAAAAUGGCUGGAUUAUAGUUGUUUGUAAAAUUAGCGUUAGCAUUAGCGGUUAGCUUAAUUUGGGAUAAGCAUUGGCAGUUGGGAUGCAAACAUUCAUGGCUACUCCACAACAAACAAUGGUAGAGCUGUAGCUUUUUUAAGCUAGCUGUCGUGGCCAUUUUGAAUUGUUGAUCAGUAUUUAGAAUUUGGUACACAGUAAAAAAAAA